AGAACAGAAAGAGCCUACCAAUAACGACAUGUUUUGUACAACCACCACAACCACUGUUGGAACUGAGCUGUCAAUGCAGGAGAUUGAUGCUCUCAUUGCAGAGACUGCAUCACUGAAGGAGCAGGUUGCAUUGUUACAGAGGGAGAAACAAGAAACCCCAAGACCUGAAUUGAAUGACAAAAACAUAAAAUUCUAUACUGGCCUUCCAUCUGUCCAAGUGUUCCUCACUCUGCUGGCUUAUCUGACGUCUGCAUGGACGCCCACUGCCUCAACAUCACUCUCUUUAGCUGACAAGUUUCUGAUUGUCCUGAUGAAGCUUAGGAUUUCCCUUACUCGUCAAAAUCAAGUUGUGGGACAGUUGCUUCUAUUUUCCGUCUGUGUUUAAGACCCCAACUUUCUGCCGCAUGAGGUGCAUCAUUGACUGCAGUGAGGUGUUUAUAGAAAAGCUUCGUUCACACCAGACACGGCAAUCUUUAUGCGUUCUGGCGGAAGUCCAUUCAUUUCAAUAGAAAGCAAUCCGCACCGCUGCGUCUAAUCUACCGUACGUGGCCAGAUUUGGUUGCGGUACGGCAGGUGUGUCGCAUGAGUUGAAAUUUUCCAACUUGUGCUGUGUUUUUCCGUACGGUAUCAGAAACGGAAGUUGAUUUACCACCGAAGAAGAGCUAAUUUGUAGCUUUUAAUUACGGGUUUAUGGGAUCGCAAAAUAGAUUUGACAGCUCAUUAAUUAUUUGUAAUAGCCUACCAGAUCAAAGUUUGAAACGCUAAAUAUUCCAGCGGGACAUAUCCUAGACCUGAUUGGUUAAAACAUAUUUGAGGGAAAAUAUAUAUAUACAGCCUGGAUGACGUUUUCAUUUCAUCUACUACAAUGAAACCUAAACUGAGAAAGCUUCUGCUCAUCGCCUUGCUAGAGGACAGGUGUGUCCAGCGGCACCCCAGAUCAUUCUGGGUCCACCCACUGCUACAGGGUAGAACGCAGCAUGGAGAGUACCAUCAGCUGGUCACGGAACUACGCUUGUUUGGGGUGGAGUUCCAGACCUACUUUCGGCUGGAUCGGGGCCAGUUCGACCUGUUGCUCUGCAAGAUCGGAGCUAAAAUCGCACGGAUGGAGACAAACUACCGUGCGCCCAUCAGUCCAGCUGAACGGCUGGCCAUUUGUCUUCGAUUUCUCGCAACUGGUGACUCCUACCGUACCAUUGCAUACAGCUACCGUGUUGGUCGGUCCACUGUGUCAAACAUUGUGUCCACAGUGUCGAAAGCCAUUUGGGAUGGACUAGUUCAUGAAUACAUGCCUGUCCCCAAGGAGGAAGACUGGAGAGCAAUUGCGGAAGAUUUCCAGGAGAAGUGGAACUUUCGCUGUCUCGGAUCAAUAGAUGGGAAGCAUGUGGUGAUCCAGGCUCCGCCAUGUUCUGGGUCCCAAUUUUUCAAUUAUAAUGGAACCUAUUCUAUUGUCCUCUUGGCAGUUGUCGAUGCAAACUAUUGUUUCAGGGUCAUUGAUGUUGGGGCUUAUGGCAGGGGAAGUGAUGGAGGGACUCAGCCUUUGGCCGAGCCCUCCGGGAUGGUACUCUGGGGAUCCCAGCCCCAGCCACACUCCCAGGUGCUGAUCAUUUGGGACCUGUCCCUUUUGUUUUUGUGGGAGACGAAGCCUUCCCUCUAAAGCCCAACCUCAUUAGGCCCUAUGCAGGACCCCAGGCACCAGGGAGUCCUCAGAGGAUCUUCAAUUACCGGCUUAGUCGGGCCAGGUUGGUGGUGGAGUGCGCAUUCGGGACCCUCUCUGCCCGGUGGCGGAUGUACCGACGGGUGCUUGCAGUAAAGCCAGAGACUGUUGAGGUCUGUGUGAAAGCUACCUGCAUCCUCCACAACUUCCUCAAAACAUGCCAGGGGACCCACAGGUCCCAGCUGUCGACAGUUUGAGAGAACUCACUCAUGCUGGAUCCAACAACGCCACCAGGGAGGCGAAUAAAGUGAGGGAGACCUUGACGACCUACUUCUUUUCUCCAACUGGUGCAGUCCCAUGGCAACACAAAGUGGUGUGACCAAUCUAUGACCAUCCUCCUCCAC
Molecule: messenger RNA, 2058 nt
Organism: Esox lucius (northern pike)
Lineage: Eukaryota; Metazoa; Chordata; Actinopteri; Esociformes; Esocidae
Exons: 2
Coding region: 866-1654 (262 amino acids)
Source: RefSeq, a predicted model, not a curated record